This is a messenger RNA of Acanthoscelides obtectus, 1221 nucleotides long. Lineage: Eukaryota; Metazoa; Arthropoda; Insecta; Coleoptera; Chrysomelidae. The record is from the annotation of a GenBank genome assembly.
CUGUGCGCGCAAAUUUGCUCAAGUCAAUACCACCCAAAAAUGUUGUGUGCGUAAGCGCGUUCCCGCACGAAUACUUUCCGUCGCUUGUCGGUACAUCAAAGGAAACGUGUGCUCAGUGUGGACGGUGUUUUUGUAGGAGCGGUUGUUCGCGCACAGUAUAAAAUAUGGAGUGGGCAAAUGAAAAUGCGCUCCAAUUAAUAGAUGAAUAUGAAAAAUAUCCGAUUUUAUGGAAUGCCAAACAUCCAGAGCACUAUUCAAGAAACAAAAAAGCAGAUGCGUGGGAACGUAUUGCGUAUAACUUAAAAGUGGAAGAGCAUGAAGCGAAACAGAAAAUGAAUAGUCUUCUAGGGUCAUUUCGUAGAGAAAAUGCAAAAGGAACAAAAAGUAUUGGGACAGGCAAAGGUCGGCAAGAUGUGUAUGUUUCGAAAUGGUAUGCAUUUAAAAGAAUGCAUUUCUUACUUGACAAAGAUGAACCAAGAGAAACAAUUGAUACAGAGACAGAAUGCGUUAUUGAUGACGUACAGAAUUCUGGGGAAAAAGAUCUCGGACCGUUUGAUAGUUCUCCCCAAAAUUCUAAUUUAGAUGCAAGUGAAGGAAACAAAAGACGUCAAAUUGACUUGCAAUCCGAAAAUGAACAGGAUGUGAAUGAAAUGUCUCCAAAACCGAAAAAGGUCAAAGCAAAAAGUAAAAAUGAAGAUCCAAGAUUGGAGGAAGCUUAUCAAAUUUUGAAAAAAGUGGCCGCACCUCAACCAGUCGUCACAGAAGAUGAAUUUGCAGUAUAUGGACAACAUAUAGCAAAGAAACUGAGAGGUUACAAUAGAAGGACUCGAGUCGAAGUUGAACAUGCUUUCAGUAGAAUUCUAUAUGAUGCUGAUAUUGGCAAAUACGAGUGGGUUGCUCCACCAGUGCAGUUUGUUCCUCAUACUAUGCCACAACAACUUACAACACCUCUUCCAACAAUGUAUCCUCCUAAUUCUACACCACAUUCUACCCCAUCACGUUCUCCCUGUCUAACUCCUUACACAACUUAUUCUUCCUCACAAUCCCACUGCUCAACCCCUAACCCCAUCUCAACGGAAAUGGUAAAUGUAGAGUUGGCUUAUUCAGACUCACUUUGACGUGACGCAUUCAACAUUGUACGACAUAAUUACAUUUUGGUUUAUAUAUACGCAUUUCAAGCUGUAGCAUUCUAAGUUUAAUAAAUAAAUAUUUAAGUAUGUG